CGCGUGGAGCAGCGCGUUCCCCAGAGAGUACAGCGGGUCUCAACAGCCUGCUGAUCAACUUAAAGUGUGCCGGGAAGAGAAGCAGCGUAUGGUGAUGUUACCUGUGCCAGUAAGUUGACUUUUUGAAAGCAGAAAAGCGUCUUCAGGAAGUCCUUGAAAACAUUUUCAAACUUAUUAGUAGUUGAGGGAGUCGCGCGCGGCAGCUGCAACUUCAGGACCACCGGCUGUCCGGAGUCUGAGAGGAGACCCGACAGCCCAUAAAUGACCUGUUCACAGACGCUGGAGGGGAAUGCACUCGACCAGGGACACGAACCAUGGUCUGGCGAGUGUGGUCAAAACUCUGCUUUGGUCAAAAAUGGAUCCUCCUCAUUUCCCCUCUCUUCCUACUCUUCCUCAUGGUAUUCGUGAUGACAGUCACUCUUCCCCUACCUCUUCCGCCUGCUGACAUUGACCGGCGGUCAUCCCGAGCGCUGAGCUCUGCAGUAGGGUUCAGAUCCAAGCCCAGGAUUGUGGAGGCCCCUCCAGUCGCUGCCUUCCAGUAUCCAUUCAGUCACAUCCACAGCGGUGCCUGGAGAACCAGCACCGCAAAAGAGAGGUUUAAACAUUUAGUGCCAUCUAAACCUUUUGGGGACGCUGCUGGCAGUGACAAAAACAGCAUCAAGGAAAGAAAUCACACUGGUAAACACAGAAAUAAACUGAAAAGCAAAGGCAUCCCCUCCAAAAGAAAAGACGCCAUCCAGCCAACCAGAAAUCACCAUCCCAAUUCCCCAGAGUUUACAGUCAACAGACCAGAGUCAAAGCAUAGAAUUAAGCCGAGCAACCACAGUGCUGUGGUAAAGCACACUGCACAGACUUACAUUUAUCUAGAAAGAAGUAAAUCCACACCAGCACAUAUUCCUGCUCUAGCACAUACAAUAAUAAGGGACAGAAGAAUUGCAGGCCAACAGGCAGGAGGAUGGGAUGAUAGACAAACAAACGUGAAUGCAUACAUGGAUAAACAUGGCAGCCAUACAAGUACAAAGCCAGCAGAACACCACCAGGAAAAACACAGAGAAGAAAUAAAACACUCUGGGAAAUCUGAUCAACUAGAUAAGGAGCAGCAGGCUGUGAAAAAGACCCCCAAGGAGCUCAGACAACACCAUAAUCUCUUCGAGGAUCCCUCUAAAGCCAUGAAGAAUCCUGAAGAAAAGGCUGAGUCCAAGCCUAAGGAAUCCAUAAAGAAAGAUGACAGUGGCUGGUGCCGGAGCUUUAAAGAGCAGGACUUUGCAGACAGUGACCACAGGAGGAUCCGAGUUAGUACAAAUCUGCAGCCUCUCACCUGGUUCAGCAAAGAUGACAUCCAGAAGAUGGAGCUCCUUGCUGGGGGUCAGGUGGUCAGCAAGGCCAGGGUGCCAGCGCAUGGACAGGUGCUACAAGUGGUGCUGGAUCCUCCAGCACACCAGCAGCAGCCAUCACUGAUGAGAGAUUUACAUCAGCACGGUGCUGGACAAAGACUUCAAACUACCCACAGCGAACGCUGCCAGCAUGGACACUGCUCCCUCAUCAAACGCACAGAUGACUGGUUUGAGGUGUUCGCCUUCCACCUGGACAGGGUGCUUGGACUCAACAGAAGCCUCCCUGCAGUUCUGCGGAAUUUCCACAGUGAAGUUCUGCCUUACCGGUACAUCAGUGGCACCCCUAGACCUGCAGUGUGGUGGGACCCAGAUAUUCAGCACCUCGCUGAAAAGGACAAUGACCAGAACUCAGUACAGCUCACCUGGGUUCAGUACCAGAAGCUGCUGCAGGCCCGCUGUGGGAGCCACACAGACCAGAGGUCCGCCCAUUGUGUAGGAGUCCAGCACUCAGAAUGGGGGAGACUGGCUCUCUUUGACUUCUUAUUACAGAUAAACGACCGUCUUGACAGGUGCUGCUGUGGUUUCACACCUGAUCUGACAGAACUCUGUGUGGAGAAUCUGCUGCAUGCGAAGUGUGGCAACACCAAGGACCUGAAGCUGGUUCACAUCUUGGUGAGGAAGGCGGAUCCCUCCAGACUGGUGUUCAUAGACAAUGCUGGCAGACCUCAGCAGUCCACCGACAACCUCAACUUCAGGCUGGUUGAGGGCAUUGAUGAGUUUCCAGAAAAAGCAGUGUCAGUGCUCCACUCAGGCUGUCUGGAAAAUCUUCUUCUACGCUCCCUUUACACUGACAGGGAAUUCUGGGACAGCCACGGCGGGGCCGGCGGUCUCAGGCCUCUCAUCCAAGUGGUGCAGCAACGAGGAAAUAUUCUCCUGCAGCACAUCAGGGACAAGAAGCUCCGACUCAAGAGGGACUUGUGACUGAGCUGGAAAGGCCAAACUGGAGUAGAAAAUAAACUCACUGAGCAGGUUGAACUGCUGAAGAUGACAUUUCCUCAGUGUGAUCAAAGAGAGCUCAGUCUGGAGCAGAAGAGAAAGAACAGCAGCCUUCAGAGAUGAAAUGAGCCUGGAAAUCGAAAAGCACGUCCAGAUGGAAUCGAAAAAGUUUUCCGAUAAUGCAUUGAAAACGACUGUCAAGGUCAUUUAUGAGGUUAUUUUUGUAAUAUAUUUUUCUCACUGAAAGGAAAUAACACGAUCAGAAAUGUGCAGAAGCACAAUGUAAGGAAAAUUCUACUAGUGACUUUUGCCCAGGGAUCAUGUAGUUAUUUAAAAUCUAUAAAGAAAUCGUAAUCAUUUCAUUGAACUGCAUGACUCUUGGGGGGAUCCGUCCAUAAUCAAGGAUAGGCAGUGUUUUGUGAACUGUGGUGGUGUUAAAAACCUUCAUCAGUCAGCAUCUAAAGUGACCAGUGUUUUAUUUGAAGGUACUGUGUGUUUUAAUGCUGCUGGGGCUACAGCUCAACAGCUAAUUGCUGUCUCACUUAUCACCUGAAAUUAAGAUGGCGUUCCAGUGGUGAAUGGACCUAACAGAUCAGAUUUAUCCCAAUAUAAACCCAACUAUGUAAAGCUCAAAUAUAGGACAACUUAGGAAAAACCUGUCAGAUAAUUUUGUUGCACAAAUUUUGGGAGAAAUUAUUCCAUAUUGCAACAAUAGUCUGAGUUUUCCUAAUUUUUUCCUGACCAAUUCCACACAACAACUAACUUUGGAUUGCUUAUAUAGCUCCAGUUAGGUCACUGAAACCUUCCCAUCUUACCAUGAAAGCUUUGUCUGUUGUCAGUGUAGCUGCUUUGGCCAGUUUUCAUUCGUUCUGCACCAGUUCUGCAAACAGAAUCAGACAGAAACCUGAAGGGAAUGCAUGUGUCAGUGUGUUUACCCCGUUGGAAAAAAAACUAUACACAGAAUAGUUUGAUCAUUUGCACCAUAUGAAAUACCCCUGUAGCUCUGUCUGUUGUUCACCAUGUCUGGCACUCCAAACAGCAUCAUGUUUUCCAUUUAAGCCUUCCAUCUGCACUCACCAGCAUCUCACCAAAUGUCCUCUCACUGAGGCAAAUUAUACUCCCAUUUCCUCAGCAACAGGGAGUGCAAAUUCAGAUUUUUCUCCCCAAGCAAUUUAGUGGAAAGAUAUUUUUCCUUUCUAUUUUAAUAUUUUACAGGGAGCUAGCAGCAGCAGAUUGAGUGACUGAUUUGGAUGUCUGUUUUUAUGAGAUAAGCCUUUAAUCGAGGGAUUAAAAAUGGUGGUCAGGAAAUAGCUUCUGGACUGGAUCCUGGAAGUCUUCCAUAUACAUAUACA
This is a messenger RNA of Acanthochromis polyacanthus (spiny chromis), 3682 nucleotides long. It is a transcript of the gene gask1a, whose product is annotated as golgi associated kinase 1A. Gene Ontology annotation, cellular component: Golgi apparatus. The transcript is spliced from 6 exons. The record is from RefSeq and is a predicted model, not a curated record. Lineage: Eukaryota; Metazoa; Chordata; Actinopteri; Pomacentridae. Bases 315 to 2315 code for a protein of 666 amino acids.